Messenger RNA from Microdochium trichocladiopsis, 1596 nucleotides. RefSeq lists its product as uncharacterized. The coding region runs from base 1 to 1596 and encodes 531 amino acids. Lineage: Eukaryota; Fungi; Ascomycota; Sordariomycetes; Xylariales; Microdochiaceae. The record is from RefSeq and is a predicted model, not a curated record. The transcript is spliced from 4 exons.
AUGGUUUACUGCGGGAAGGCAUCUCAAGGAUGCCAGAAUUGUCGCACGAGGCGAAUCAAGCUUUCCUUGAUGUUUCGCGAUGAGAGCAGCAAAGUCAUACAGAAAGCCCACGCCCAGUGGGGCGGGCCACAUUCUGCGACAUCACCGACAUCGUCUUCCAGCUCCAGCUCGUCUGAUUCAUCCUCACCUCCGCCAAUUCUCGAAAAUGAGUCCCCAAUAAGAGGAACUACUUCAACAAGCAGCCUGGUCGCGCGACACGACGUGCGACCAAUGAGCAUUGACCUUUCAGUAGGCCCAAACCUCGACGAAAGGGGUUUACAAUUCUACAUCACGAGAUAUCUGAUGAAUCAUCCCGAUGCUCCUAUCGGUCCCGAUGGCACAGUCAUCUACGUACCGCAACAUGAUGCUUUGCAAAAUGUCCAGAUAGCUGUUGGGCUCGCUGGGCUUGGCAAUAUGAGAUCAGACAGUCAGCUUACAAUGCUCUCCCGGCAAAGGUAUAUCAUGUCUCUAAGAGAAACCGGUGCCCUUAUUGCAAGCACGCCUCGGACCGAGGUCCAAACUAUAGGAUCUGCCAUCCGGUCUAUAGUUACGAUGGCGUUAUACGAGGUUGUACAUGGAAGUUCAACCAGGAUAUCAGCAGGCACAGCAAAUGUCCACAUAAACGGGGCAGUAGCGUUAUUGAAAUCUGUACUUCCCAUGAGUCACUUGCCCGACGGGGGCUCACGGGUAGUGCUUCAGGUUUUAUUCUCUCUAUUCAUCCCGUCGCAGAUGACCGAAACACCACUUGCGCCAGCAUUCUUUGAGUGUCUCAAAGUAUGCCAAGAUAAUCUUGAAGGCUCACCGGAGAGAGUCUGUGUGGACCUCGCCAUGACGACGGCUCGACUUGUGCAGUUUUCUAGCAUUCUCGUCAAGCAGAGACUUUCAGACGGAAGCCCAGCGGUCGAGGCCAACCUCAAACAGCUGCUCACGCUACGCGCAGCAUGCGAUCGCUUGGAAAAGCGACUCUGGGAGACAUAUCCCUAUGGCGAAAAACACGACCCUUCGCUGCCAGCUAUUGCCGUCUGGCACGGCAAAUAUCACCUUUACACCGAGAUCUGGAGCGCCCGGAUAUGGAACCACUUCAGAUGGGCGAGGAUAUUGAUCCUCGAGAGUCUUCUUCGACUCUCAGCCAAUUAUCCGGUGACAGGUUCCCUUUACGUGCCAGACGAGACGCGUGCGGAAAUUCUCGGCACUGUCAAAAAAAUGGCAACCGACACCUUGAUCAGCACUCCAUCACACUGGCACCAUCCCAUACUCGACAAGCAAACAGCGAAGAUGAUAGAGGCAUCGAGCAAGGGUGGGACUGGUGCCGUCGGGCUUCCGACCUUGCUCUGGCAUCUCAAGGUGGCGGCAUGCGCCCCUGGUCUAGGGGACGAAGCCUAUGAUUGGGUCUACAGUGUGAUGCAGGUUGUGUGGAAAGACAUGGGAAUGCACCAUGCACGCCUCAUCUCUGGUUUCAUGGACGAGCACAAGAUCGGAGUCGAAAAAGCAGCGCUGAACCGGAUACUCAAACUCGAAGACGAGGAGGAGGCGGACGACGACGACGACGGCUAUUGA